GUGAAUGCCACAGAUGAAGAUGAAGGCGCAGAUGGAAACAUAACCUUCUCUUUACUACCAUCAGUAGGCAGUGAUCUUUUCAGUAUCGAUCCCAGCACAGGAGAAAUCAGUUUAAAUUGCUCAAAUUGCCUUGACCCCCGUAGAGGAACAUAUGACCUUAUCAUUCAAGCCAAAGACGGAGGUUCUCCUAGUUUUACUGACACAAUGGCAGUUCCAGUGAAGAUAAAGCAGACAAUAUUUGCACCCCCGAAGUUUACACACGAAGUGUAUCAUGUCAGUGUGAGAGAGAACCAAACAGCUCAGUUUGUACUGCAGCUCUUGGCUUCUGAUGACGACACUCCCCGGUCAGAACUAAAUUUUUUUCUGGUUCAAGUAAAUCCCAAAACUGCAAGAAAUUUAUUCGUCAUCUUCCCAAACGGAUCAGUCUAUGUCAAUGGCAGCAUCGAUGCUGAGAUGUUUAACUACUUUGAACUAGAUGUCUCGGUGUCCGACAGACAUGGUAGCGACAGCGCUCAUGUCAUUGUCAACAUAACUGACGUUAACGAGUUUGCUCCUGUGUUGAAUAUCACUGGUCAGGGAUUCGUUCAACUACCAGAGAACAUAGGUAUUGCAGAAUUUGUUGCUGCAGUUGACGCUAAGGAUGAUGAUGUUUCAAAUGAUGGUUUUUCAUUUUUCUUGUCUGCUGGAGCUGAUGGAAAAUUUGUGAUAGACGCAAACACAGGGACUAUAACAGUCAGUGGCUCUUUGGAUCGCAAACGGCAAUCAGAAUACAACAUCACGGUAAAUGUGUUUGAUCAUGGCGUACCUCCACGUCUGGGCUCUGGCAAUCUAGUAGUACAAGUCAAAGACAGUAACCGUGCUCCAUAUUUUACUAACGGCAGUGCCACGGUAUCAGAUUAUCACUUUUAUGUCCUGGAGAAUUUGACUGUCGGAGAACUACCUAAUGGUUCAUCAAGUUACUUUUCUUUAGACAAGGAUUCAGGAAAUUUAACACUUUCCAAACCUCUUGAUUACGAGAAAAGGAAUGAAUUUUCACUAAAAGCCGUUGUAAGUGAUAACUCAUUAACUAUUUUAUAUAUUUAUUCUCAUGACAUCAUGCCAUUGGGUGCGAAGACUGCAACGGCAAGUGACUGUCUUUCUUUCUGGAC
Molecule: messenger RNA, 1148 nt
Organism: Candidula unifasciata
Lineage: Eukaryota; Metazoa; Mollusca; Gastropoda; Stylommatophora; Geomitridae
Source: the annotation of a GenBank genome assembly